Bipolaris sorokiniana ND90Pr is the source of this 855-nucleotide messenger RNA. RefSeq lists its product as uncharacterized. The record is from RefSeq and is a predicted model, not a curated record. Bases 59 to 706 code for a protein of 215 amino acids. The transcript is spliced from 3 exons. NCBI's taxonomy places the organism in Eukaryota, Fungi, Ascomycota, Dothideomycetes, Pleosporales, Pleosporaceae.
CGGCCAUAUGCUUAGUGGAUAAGCAGUUCUCUCCAAACCCACCUAGAAGACCUCCAUCAUGCUCGCCCUCAAGCUCAUCCUCAUAGCCGCGACCAGCGUACUCGGAGUCGCUAUCCCUGAACCAACAGCGGCAGCCCAGCAAGCCGCUACUUGCACAAAAGACAAUGAAAUCCUCAACGCCCUGAAGAAACUCGGCGUACCAGGCACAAAUUUCUGCCGCGAAUAUAUCAAUAGACCCACAACGAGCACUGUAACAGCGACCAUCACGCCUACCCCCGUGACAACCACUAGCACCGCCGUAGUCACAGUAACAAGCACCCAAUGCGGCCAACAAAAGCGCGCUGCAUUCCUACCACCCAAACACUUCCAAAUCGAGACCUUUGACAAAGGCACCCGCAUCAAGGUCGACAAGCGCACAAACCUUCCCUCCCAAGUAGCACGUUUCCCUGCUGCAAAGAUCGCUGAUGCGUGUCGCUGUCUCUGCCUGAAGCCAAAGUCUCCUUCUACUACUGCCACUACUACUGUUACGACUUUUGCGCCUGCACCGACGGUUAGUGUCACUACAACCGCAACUGCUUGCGUCGAGAGCCAGCCACCUGUAUGUGCUGCGCCGGGCCAACCCUGCAAUAUGGAUCACCCGGGUAAGUGCUGUAACCUAACGUGCUAUGUUAACCGGUCGAGCUCUGUUGGUCCUUAUUGUCUUUGAGGUUGGUAUGAUUGGCUGUGGUUUGGGUAGAGACUGUUGUAGGCGAAAAGACUGGACGGUUUGAGUCGGGGAUAGGCUUCGAACUGUAUAUCUGAUUAGUUGGAUUGUAAUCUAUUAAUUGAUAAUUGGAAGAUGGUAUGAUCGUGAGA